Messenger RNA from Yarrowia lipolytica CLIB122, 216 nucleotides. RefSeq lists its product as uncharacterized. NCBI's taxonomy places the organism in Eukaryota, Fungi, Ascomycota, Dipodascomycetes, Dipodascales. The record is from RefSeq and is a predicted model, not a curated record.
AUGAAGUUCACCUACAUGCUCACCGCCCUGGCUAUUGCCCCCGUUGCCCUUGCUGCCCCUGCUCCCGAGGGUCUCGAGAUUGUUGCUCGACACAAGAAGGAGAAGAACGAGACCAAGCACCACAAGGAAAAGCACCACAAGAACAAGCACCACAAGAACAAGACCGAGAAGCACCACAAGAACGAGCGACGAGAGGUCACCCAGCUUCUCAUGUAA